Molecule: messenger RNA, 1803 nt
Organism: Ostrea edulis (European flat oyster)
Lineage: Eukaryota; Metazoa; Mollusca; Bivalvia; Ostreida; Ostreidae
Exons: 9
Coding region: 106-1203 (365 amino acids)
Source: RefSeq, a predicted model, not a curated record
UAUAUUUUACAAUACGCCAACAUCUCUGACCUUCAACAAAUACAGAUAAUGUUUAUCUGCAGACAGCGUUUGACAUAGUAAUAAUUGUGUUAAGAGUUAACUAAAAUGGACCCCAGGAAAAUGGCUCCAGGAUACACGGAUGAGGAACACCCUGAGAUAGUGGACAUCCGGGCCAUGCCACCACAACCGACGACACUAAAGCCGGGACAGGUCCCGGAAAAUCUUAUCAGACAGUACUUCGAAGAGGGUUAUUUCCAACUGGAUAAAUUUUUUGAUCCGUCCUCGGAGCUCGAUCCAUGCAGGGAGGCUAUUAGUACAUUGGUAGACGAGUUGGCUCAGAAACUUUACAAAGGCGGGAAAAUCAAAAGUUUACAUGAAGAUUGUGGGGUCUUCGAAAGGCUUACAAAACUAGACGAAGAAUUCCCAGGCGCUAACAUAGUGCUUCACAAGACUGGGAAACUUCCUGAGGCUUUCAUGAAAAUUUGGGGAAAUGAGCGGUUGUUGAAUCUGAUGGAGCAGAUCAUUGGACCGGAUAUAGCUGGAAUGCCAGAUUGGAGUCUGCGCUGUAAGAUACCUAAAACGGAAGCUGCAACAGUGCCUUGGCAUCAAGAUUUAGGUUAUCAGAGUGUGGACGCUUACCAAACCCUCGUGGUGACGGUGUGGAUACCAUUUGUUGAUUCAAAUGAACAGAAUGGUUGCAUGCAGAUUCUUCCGCGUGGCCAUUUAAAAGGCAAAGUUGGACGUCAUUACAGUUGUGUUGGUGACACGUGGUACGUUAAUUUACCGGAAGAGGAAAUGAAAAAUAACCUUGGUGUUGACGUGAAAGACGCGAAGAUUUGUCCUGUGCCAUAUGGCGGAAUAUUGGUAUUCAGCAACUUUUUGCCACACCGAAGCCUUGAAAAUUAUUCUAAUGGAAUCCGAUGGAGUGUCGAUUUCCGGUUCAAGAAAACAGGUCUCCCGAAUGGCAUGCAUGGUCUAAAGGAUGACGUGAUUCUACGUUCCUCCAAGGAACCAGAAAUGAAAAUUGACUGGAGCAUGUUUAACUCAGUGGAAAGGCUGAAAAUCAAACGGGACAAAGAAGGAAACAUUAUAGAUAGGAACGAUAAUGAUUUUGAUACCAGGAUUUCUGGCCCUUGGAUACGGAAGUGGGAAUUAGUCCACUCUAAUAGACACACGGACGAAGCUUGGAAGGACGUUAUGUAGAUGCUGAUCAGGUGUAAUGGCACCAAAAUGUUAUAGUGUUAAUACAGAGCUGUUUCAAUAUGUACAUACUUACAUAAAAAAAAAAUCAGGAAUGGAAGCAAACCGGUAACACUUUUAAUUUUUUUUAUCUAUUUUCUGAAAAUCAAUAUACAGUUACAUCUAAUCCUUUUAUAAUUACAUGUUAAUCAUAAAUAAUUAUAUAAUCACUUAUUACGGAUAUCUUUAUAUAUGCCUGUAUAUGCAAUGAUAUCGUUAAUUGCAGCUAAGUGAACGUAUAUUUAUAAGAUGUACUUGAGAGUCUUUGAACCCCAGGAGAAGGCUUGUAUAGGUUUGUCCUGCGGCCGCUUCCUAUUAUAUUGCUACACAGUGACACACACACACACAGAUAUAAAAUUGAAAUAUGAUUAAAUGAAUAGCCAUCAUUACAGUCGAAUGUUAUAUAUGUCAUACACGUACAUGUUGCCGGACUCUCAUAAAUAUAUUAUACAUGUAUAAAUAAACCAAACAAUCAUGGAGAAGCAGGGCAUCCACUUUCUGACGGCUUCAGCAGAAUUUUGUUCUUUUCAUAUUGUUGAAAUAAUAAAUAAAUAAUUCAUUGAU